Messenger RNA from Aspergillus campestris IBT 28561, 2490 nucleotides. It is a transcript of the gene pakA, whose product is annotated as mitogen-activated protein kinase kinase kinase kinase STE20. NCBI's taxonomy places the organism in Eukaryota, Fungi, Ascomycota, Eurotiomycetes, Eurotiales, Aspergillaceae. Gene Ontology annotation, molecular function: protein serine/threonine kinase activity; ATP binding. Bases 1 to 2490 code for a protein of 829 amino acids. The transcript has 5 exons. The record is from RefSeq and is a predicted model, not a curated record. Gene Ontology annotation, cellular component: cytoplasm. Gene Ontology annotation, biological process: regulation of MAPK cascade; intracellular signal transduction; protein phosphorylation.
AUGAAUCACGAUACUUUCUCCUCCCUGAAAUUUCGGCGGACCUCAAGCAAGCUUCACAAAGAUUCCCCUAGCUUUACCUCUCGCAUCCUCAAGAGCCAGCAGUCCAAUACCACGUCCUUGAAACGACACCCCUCCGCCCCCGUCUAUCCGCGUUCCAAUAGCACCCCCGGUCGAGACCACCACACUCGCACCCGCUCCAACGCCUACGGGUCCUCCUCGUCCUCCUCCCUCGACCAGCACAGCGCCGGUCCCUCGCCCGCCCCCUCCAGCAACGACUUGGCUCACGCGCCUCCCCAUCACGCCGCCGCCGCCUCCCAACAACAACCAUCCCGUCCUCCCCACUCCGGUCGCUUCUCCCUGCAGACCCCCAGUUCCGAUGAAUUGACUAGUUCCCCCUUCGACUCCCGGGGCAUGCUCACCGCGUUGGAUGAGAACAGCGCCGAAUUCGAUCGUCCCGCCUCGUCCACCCGUCCGCCGCUCCCCCCCUCCCUGACCACCUCCGACACGCGGGGGCUCCGUCAAUCCGCCAGCUUUACCGCCCUACACAACCGGAUGGACGCCUUCGUCCACCGCAACGACCAGGACCGCUCCACCCCCCCCACCAACCGGUACUCCGAUGAGGCCGGGGGGCCCCGGACCGGGCGGAGCAAGAAGGCCAGCUUCUCCAGCUUCGUCAACAGCAUGCUCGGCUCGCCCAGAGGCAUCAAGAUCUCCGCCCCCGAGAAUCCCGUCCAUGUCACCCACGUCGGCUAUGACAACCGGACCGGCCAGUUCACGGGCCUGCCCAAGGAGUGGCAGCGCCUGCUGCAGGAGAGCGGCAUCUCCAAGAAGGAGCAGGAGGAACAUCCCCAGACCAUGGUCGACAUCAUGCGCUUCUACGAGAAGAACGCCCGGGGCGAUGACGAGGUCUGGCACAAGUUCGACCACGCCUACCCCCAGCAUCAGGUCGUGACGAGCCCCGCCCAGAUUGACCCCGUCGGCGCCGCCGCCUACGCCGCCGCCAACCAGCAGCGGACCUCGCCGCCCACGAGCCCCCGGUUCCCCCAGAAUCACGAGGGCAGCUUCGAGAACCCCGGGCCCCGCCACCGAUCCCCCGCGGCGGCGGCGGCGGCGGCGGCGGCGGCGGCGCCUCUCCGCCCACCGUGCCCGCGAUCCCCGCAGCCGCCCACCGCCGCCCCACAGAUGUCGGCCACCAUGACCCGACCGCCCGACGCGUAUCCCGCUCCCUUCAACGCCCCGGCCAUCCCCAUGAUCCCCGAGACGGAGCCCUUGGCGUCCGAGCCGCACCGCGCCCGGUCGCCGCCCCCGACGACCACCCCCACCGCCACCGGGGCGCCCUACGGGCCGCCGCCCGUGGUGGCCACGCCGACGCAAUACCAGCAGCAGCAGGAACAUGCCAUGGCCGCGGCCCAGCAGGCGCUGGCCAGCAAGCAGCUCGAUCGGAGUCGCAGCCAGCGCCAACAGGCGCCCGCGCGGCCCGACCAGAAGCCGGCCGCCGCCGCCGCCGCCGACGACCCCGCCGUGCAGGCCGCGCAGCGCGCGCCCGCCGCCCGGCCCCGGCAACGGCCCCGCCAGAGCACCGCCAUGGACGUGCGCGCCCGCCUCAACUCCAUCUGCACCCCGGGCGACCCGACCAAGCUGUACCGCAACCUGAACAAGAUCGGCCAGGGCGCCUCGGGCGGCGUCUACACCGCCUACACCAACGGCGCCCACGACUGCGUGGCCAUCAAGCAGAUGAACCUCGACCUGCAACCCAAGAAGGAACUCAUCAUCAACGAGAUCCUCGUCAUGAAGGACAGCAAGCACAAGAACAUUGUCAACUUCCUGGACAGCUACCUCCACGGGUUGGAUCUCUGGGUCGUGAUGGAGUACAUGGAGGGCGGCAGUCUGACGGAUGUCGUCACCUUUAACAUCAUGAGUGAAGCCCAGAUCGCCGUGGUCUGUCGAGAAACCCUCAGUGGCUUGCAGCACCUCCACUCCAAGGGUGUCAUCCACCGUGACAUCAAAUCCGACAACAUUCUCCUUGCGAUGGAUGGCAAUAUCAAGCUGACCGAUUUUGGUUUCUGUGCCCAGAUCAAUGACUCGCAGAACAAGCGCAACACCAUGGUCGGUACCCCGUACUGGAUGGCCCCCGAGGUCGUUACACGCAAGGAGUACGGCCGCAAGGUGGACAUCUGGAGUCUCGGGAUCAUGGCCAUCGAGAUGAUCGAGGGCGAGCCGCCGUAUCUCACCGAAUCGCCGCUGCGGGCGCUGUAUCUGAUUGCCACCAACGGCACCCCGACCAUCAAGGAUGAGCACCAGCUGUCGCCGGUCUUCCGCGAUUUCCUGCAUCUGGCGCUGAAGGUUGAUCCGGAGAAGCGCGCCUCGGCCCAUGAUUUGCUCAAGCACCCGUUCAUGUCCCUGUGUGCGCCACUGUCGCAUCUCUCCCCGCUCGUGAAAGCCGCCCGGGUCAGCCGGGCCCAGGAAAAAGCCCAGAAGGGUGGACACUGA